Molecule: messenger RNA, 986 nt
Organism: Portunus trituberculatus (swimming crab)
Lineage: Eukaryota; Metazoa; Arthropoda; Malacostraca; Decapoda; Portunidae
Exons: 5
Coding region: 11-709 (232 amino acids)
Source: RefSeq, a predicted model, not a curated record
GGCAACAGUGAUGGGCCCCUUUUGUGGCCGGUGCACACGUCCUGCCUCCUGUUCCUUCCUAUAUAAAGGCUGGGAAGCUGGCGGUCCGACACACUCUGCCGAGGCGAGAAUGACGACACAACUCAAUCCAGGACUGGCUGUGUUGCUGUGCGUGGUGGUCGCUGUGCCACUUGCCAACACCGCCGCUUACGUCCCUCAGAUUCCCGAAAGUCAGAAGGAUUCGCCCCUUGCUGAUUUGUGGAGGCAUGCCAUCAAGCAGCAAGGCCCCGCUACAGAGUGUGUUGAGGUACCAAAGACCUUCAUAUCGCCAAGUCUUGGUGAGGUGAUCAACUGGGUGCCGCAAGAUACCGCUCACCCACUCUAUGCCUCUGAGUACUUUGACCUCCUGCGGGAGAUCCUUCUGGAUUACAUGGUUGAUGAGGUGGUGAAGCCUGACGAUCCCAGGAUGAGUCAACCCUCCGGCCUGCAAGUGAAAAAUCGCAACGGCAAGACUAUUAUCUUCAAACUCGUUUCGAGAGAAAUAACAACGAAUGGAGUGAAGGUUGGCAUUAACUCAGUCAACAACGACGGGUCGUACUCCUACAUCCUCUAUAGGAGUCUCUUCCGACACCGCGAGAAGGUGAAGAAGGCCUGGGAGGAGUACAACACAAAGAAUCCUAUUAACCCAGUUGGGAAACCUAAAGGUCGACGCUUCCCUACAAAAGAAUAAAAGACUGCAGCCGCAUCUUGUCCAGCCUCACCAUAGAAGUGCUUGGCGAGAUAAGAGGUGGAGCCAGGCAGCCCCUCAACUUCCUCGUCGCUUUCAUAUUCAGCAGUGUAGAACUGUUAGUAGAGCCGAGAAACCGUCCACUGAGGACAGGCUGACCACCACAGAGCGGGGUCGCCUCCGCCUCACAGCACCACAACACAGCACGAACACAAUGUUCCUCGGCCCUCUGUCAUCAAUGUUGCCUUUUUCUCAUAGGAAUAUAUAAUUAUAAAUUGUU